This is a messenger RNA of Belonocnema kinseyi, 548 nucleotides long. RefSeq lists its product as uncharacterized. The transcript is spliced from 2 exons. The record is from RefSeq and is a predicted model, not a curated record. NCBI's taxonomy places the organism in Eukaryota, Metazoa, Arthropoda, Insecta, Hymenoptera, Cynipidae. Bases 138 to 440 code for a protein of 100 amino acids.
AAGCAACCUAAAAGCCAGUUAAAUCAGCUUUAAAAUGGAAAUCGCUACAUCAUAUAUUUGACAUUACGACAGACAAGGAUCAGAAGUGUGGAAUAUGCAAGCUCUGCCCAACUUAUGAAUCUCCAGUCGUUAUAAAAAUGACAGAUGGCAAUACGACGGGAUUACAGCGACACUUGAAAAGAUUCCAUUUGCGUCAUUAUGAACAAAUAAUUUUCAACACUAAGCAAUUCACAAGAUCUAAAUCUGACUUCGUUCAAGAAGAAUUUGAGAGGAUGAUGGUGGAAUGGCUAGCGAUAAAAUACUUACCAUUUUUAUUUUUUGAUUAUGAGGCUACUAAACAAAUAUUUUCCGAUUUGAAUGAAGAAGCAAUUUUGUACAAAAGAACUGCGAUGCGGGACAAAGUGCUCAAGCGCUAUCGUCAAAUGCAGUCAAAUUCUUAAGGCAGUCAAGUCCAAAAUCUCUUUUACUAUUGACGGAUGGACGUCAAUAGGUAAUAAGCCGUAUUAUGGAAUCACUGCCCAUUUUAUUGAUGAUGAUUGGAAGCUGCA